GACAUAGUCGUGCUUUAUCCAGGUUUUAUCAUGUGGCGGAAUGGCAGUUAUUACGUGAAAUAAAUGCGAUGGCUUGUAAAAUACAUCAUAAGUAGUUUAAUUGUUCGUUGCACCAUGUUAUAUAUUCCGCCAAUAAAGGCAUGGACGUCUCAUAGCUGUUAAUCUGUGUGAUGUUCUUCAGGAGCAUGUGGCUGCCCUAACGCUGGUGUUAAGUCGAUCGUGUUGACAUGGCGAUGCAGCGUGGACCCAGGCUGCUGUCCAGACUGUUUGGGGUCAGGCCCCGUUGCGGCAGAAGCAGAUGCUCCUCAGCCAAACCCAGUCCUCAGGACGACCCUCUGUCGGAGACGCGAUUCAACCAACUGAAGAUCCAGAUGCUGUCCAGGAACCUGCAUGAGCAGAUUUUCCGCGGAAGGGUGGAGAGCCAAGGGGAGCGCGAGGUGGAGCGGAGCAUACAGCACCUGCAGAAGCACCACCUGUGGGGCCGGGAGACUCCUCCUCUGCCCGACGUGCAGCUGCGCCUGCCCAGCAUGUACGGCAGUGACAUCGACCAGCACUUUCGCAUCCUGGCCCAGAAGCAGAGCCUCCCUUACCUGGAGGCGGCCAGUGAGCUGCUGCAGGCCCCUCUGCCCCCUGUGCCUGAGGACUGGGCCUGGGAGACAGGCUGGACCCACUACGGCCCAGAGGGGGAACGCAGCAGGGUGGACUUCCCUGACGAGCUAGCCCUGGUGUUUGAUGUGGAGGUGUGCAUGUCAGAGGGACACUGCCCCACACUGGCUGUGGCGGUUUCUCCAACUGCCUGGUACUCUUGGUGCAGUAGGAGGCUGAUCGAAGACAGGUACACCUGGUCCAGUCAGCUGACCCUGGCUGACCUCAUCCCUCUGGAGACUCCACCCAACAGCAGCCGCCCCCCUGCAGGACAGUGGAAGGAGAGGUUGGUGGUGGGACACAACGUCAGUUUUGAUCGCAGUCUCAUCAAAGAGCAGUACCUACUGAAGGGUUCCAAAAUGCGCUUCCUGGACACGAUGAGUAUGCACAUGGCUAUUUCUGGUCUGACUGGCUUCCAGCGCUCCCUCUGGUUGGCCAGAAAGCACGGAAAGAGGCGUGGUCUACAGGAGGUGAAAGAGCACUUGAAGAAAGCUGGCCGAGUCAAGGAGGGGCCAGGGAUUGGCGGGUGGGACUGGGUGGAGCUCAGCAGUGUGAAUAACCUGGCGGAUGUGCACGCUCUGUACGUGGGUGGAGCUCCCCUGCAGAAGGAGGCUCGGGAGAUCUUUAUCAAAGGCAACAUGGCUGAUGUCAGAGACAGCUUCCAGGAGCUGAUGAGGUACUGCGCCCUUGAUGUCCAAGCCACUCACCAAGUGUUCACAGAGCAGCUACCCCUAUUUAUGGAGAGGUGUCCCCACCCAGUUACAUUUGCAGGGAUGUUGGAAAUGGGAGUGUCCUACCUACCUGUCAAUCAGAACUGGGAGCGGUAUUUGGAGGAAGCGCAGGGCACAUUUGAGGAGCUGCAGAGGGAGAUGAAGAAGUCUCUGAUGAGCCUGGCGGAUGACGCCUGCCAGCUGAGUGAGGAUGAGCGAUAUAAAGAGGACCCUUGGCUUUGGGAUCUGGAGUGGGAUGUGCAGGAGUUUAAGCAGAAAAAGUCACCGGUCAGGAAGAAGAAGCCAGUUAAACCGGAGACCCCAGAAGAGAGCAGCAAUAUGGCUGACUUGGACCAAGACCCGGGCCCACCCCCGGAGGAGGACAACACAGCGCCUCCUGCCAGCAGAGCAGUGCUGGAGCAACUGAAGGAGACCGUAAGCCGCUUACCCAAGAGGACACAGCACCUUCCUGGGCAUCCAGCAUGGUACCGGAAGCUGUGUCUGAAGAUGUCGGAGGAGGCCUGGUCCCCCGGGCCCGGGCUCAUCAGCCUGCAGAUGAGGGUCACGCCCAAACUGAUGGGGCUGAGCUGGGAUGGCUUCCCCCUGCACUACACGGAGCAGCACGGCUGGGGGUACCUGGUCCCCGGCCGCAGGGACAACCUGCAGGAGGAGGAGCCCGGCGAGGGGGCCGUGUGUCCUCACAGGGCCAUUGAAAGGGUGUACAGGCAGAGCUGUGAGAGUCAGGAGGAGCAGGACAAGGACCGGUUGCUCUUGGAGGACUACAUGUUGACCGACAGUAGUGUGUGGCAGACGGUGGAGGUACUGAGUCAGCAGGAGGUUUUCAGUGAGCUGGACACUGUGGAUAAGAAACGUGGGAAGACAGAGAAACCAGAGCAUCCAAACGAACAGACGCAGAGCCAGUGUCCCUCUCACCAUGGUAACGGGCCAUACAAUGAUGUUGAUAUCCCAGGCUGCUGGUUUUUUAAACUACCUCAUAAGGACGGGAACGAUAAUAACGUGGGAAGCCCAUUUGCCAAGGACUUCUUGUCCAAGAUGGAGGAUGGCACUUUGCAGGCUGGGCGUGGGGGCACCAGUGCUACCCGAGCUCUCGAGAUCAACAAGAUGAUCGCGUUUUGGAGGAACGCCCACAAACGCAUCAGCUCACAGAAGGUGGUUUGGCUCAGGAAAGGGGAACUGCCACGGACCGUCAGCAGACACGCUGAUUAUGACGAGGAGGGGCAGUACGGGGCCAUCUUGCCCCAGGUGGUCACCGCGGGAACGGUCACAAGAAGAGCUGUGGAGCCUACCUGGCUGACUGCCAGCAAUGCCAGGGGUGACCGGGUCGGUAGUGAGCUGAAGGCGAUGGUGCAGGUGCCUCCUGGGUACCACCUGGUGGGGGCUGAUGUGGACUCACAGGAGCUGUGGAUCGCCGCCCUCCUGGGAGAGGCGCACUUCGCUGGUCUCCAUGGCUGCACGGCGUUUGGCUGGAUGACCCUGCAGGGGAAGAAGAGUGACAGUACAGACCUGCACAGCCGCACGGCGGAGGCGGCGGGGAUCAGCCGGGAGCAGGCCAAGGUGUUCAACUACGGCCGCAUCUACGGAGCAGGCCAGCCAUUCGCCGAGCGCCUGCUCAUGCAGUUUAACCACCGCCUCAGCCAAUCGGAGGCCGCAGACAAAGCCCGACACAUGUACGCUGUCACCAAGGGGAUCCGCAGGUACCAGCUGUCGGAGGACGGGGAGUGGCUGGUAAAGGAGCUGAAUCUGAAGGUGACGCAGGAGGAGGACGGCAGCGUGUCUCUGCAAGAGCUGCGCAGGAUCCAGAGACUGGCCUCGCAGAAGUCGAUCCGUGGGCGGUGGGACAUUGCAGAGAAGCGUGUGUGGUCAGGCGGGACGGAGUCGGCCAUGUUUAACAAGCUGGAGAGCAUCGCUCAGUCAGCAGAGCCCAGCACCCCGGUCCUGGGCUGUCGUAUCAGCCGUGCCCUGGAGCCACGCUCUGUCAACAACGAGUUCAUCACCAGCCGGGUGAACUGGGUGGUGCAGAGCUCAGCAGUGGAUUACCUGCACCUGAUGCUGGUGUCGAUGCGCUGGCUGUUUGAGGAGCACGACAUCGACGGGCGCUUCUGCAUUAGCAUCCAUGACGAGGUGCGCUACCUGGUCAAGACCGAGGACCGCUACCGUGCCGCACUGGCACUGCAGAUCACCAACCUGCUCACACGGUGCAUGUUCUCCUAUAAGCUGGGAAUGCUGGACCUUCCCCAGUCGGUAGCCUUCUUCAGCACUGUGGACAUCGAUCAGUGUCUGCGCAAGGAGGUCCACAUUGACUGCAGAACCCCGUCCAACCCCACGGGCCUUCAGCGCAGAUACGGCCUGCUGCAGGGUGAGGCUCUGGACAUUUAUCAGAUCAUCAAGAUCACACAGGGCUCUCUGGCCAAAGGAACACAAAAAAACGAAGUCAUUUCCAAAAACCGCAUCCAAUCAGAGCAAGGCUGAGUUACAAAGGAGCCAACCAGAGAGUCCAUAGUGAGAAGCAGACUGCUGGAGCAGCCAAUCAGAGUUUGCUGAGCUGGGGUGGAGUCACUGCUUCCGUCUCUUUUUUUGAGGCCUCUGGCUCUCCUGCCUCUGGCUCUCCUCUGACUCCUGAGUGACUGCAGUCUGAAACAAACAUCUUGGACUCAACACAUGGGACUGGUACAGAUGUAUCACAGAUACAUGCAGCCUAGUCUAACCAUAUUGACUACAUCCUGUAAAUAUACUGUGAUAAUAAAAGAAACAAACAAGUGGUGA
Molecule: messenger RNA, 4139 nt
Organism: Conger conger (European conger)
Lineage: Eukaryota; Metazoa; Chordata; Actinopteri; Anguilliformes; Congridae
Gene: polg
Product: polymerase (DNA directed), gamma
Exons: 23
Coding region: 228-3845 (1205 amino acids)
Biological process (GO): mitochondrial DNA replication
Cellular component (GO): gamma DNA polymerase complex; mitochondrion
Molecular function (GO): DNA binding; DNA-directed DNA polymerase activity; 3'-5' exonuclease activity
Source: RefSeq, a predicted model, not a curated record